UUUCCGCUUCUCGCUGGGGCUCGGACCGCGGCUCACCCAAACCGCCGUGUGUAACGCUGGAGGUUGACGCACCGAGGUCCCAAAAAAACAGGCAAAAAAAAAAGCCAAACGCGCGAGCGGAGAGGGGGAGGAAAAAAAAAAAAAAAAAGAUGUCUGAACCCAAGUACCGCGAGUGGAUUCUGGACACUAUCGACUCGCUGCGGUCUCGCAAAGCCCGGCCGGACUUGGAGAGAAUUUGCCGAAUGGUCCGGAGGCGGCACGGGUCCGAGCCCGACCGAACGUGCGCGGAACUGGAGAAACUGAUCCAGGAGCAGACCGUGCUCAAAGUUAACUACAAGGGCUCCAUUUCGUACCGAAACGCCGCCAAGGUGCAGCGGAGGAGCAGGAAAAAGGACGAGCUCUCGUUAGCGACGGCGGCGGCCAGGAGGAGCGCGGUGGAAGAAGCCAGCCACUCCGACCUGAGCAACGGGGACAGCGCCUUCGGAGCCGUGGACCAGGACGACGAGGACCUGGAGACGGGGAGCGGCGGUUGGACCUCGCACGAGCGCUACCGAGAGGAGGAGGAGGGGGGCGCGAGGAGGGGGGGGGGGGGGGGAGAAGAAAAGAAGGUGCGCGUGUGGCGCGAGUGUGUCUUUUCUUGUAUUUGUAAUGUUCUCUCCGGCCGCACGGCGCUCGGAACGACCGUCGCGGCCGUAAAAAACGGCAAACAGGGGAAAAGUUGCGUCGGCCGAAAGCCCAGCCUCCAUUACCGGCGGCAGAAAGCGCUUUUCGAGCCCCAAACUCGGCGUUUCUACGGAGCGGUGAAACGAGCGGCGUUAGCCCGGAAGGGGGCCGUGGGGACGCGGACGUGUCCGAUAACGGACUCGUCUCGCCGUGUGUACUUGACGGUGACUCGCUUUGACUGUAAAUCGUUGACCCAGUGCAAAGUCAAAGUGGACGGGAACUGGGGGGGUUGUAAGGGAGGGGGUGGGGGGGAGGCGGCCGGCGUCGGCCGCGGCCGGACCACUGCGCUGGCGGACACCUCCAUGGCCAUGGACACAGACAGUAAUCCGGACGAGGAGGGGGCUGAGGAGAGCCAGGACGGGCAGGACGGGGCGUCCCCCGGCGGCGGCGGGGGCGGCGGGGGCGCCCGGGAGGACGCCCCUGUGCACUGUGGCCCCGAGCGGGCCGCCUCGGCCCCCUGCUCCCCCUCCGGCCCCCGGCCGGGGCCCGGGCCCGGCCCUCCCUGCGGCCCCGGCUCCGCUCCGGACUGCGCCUCCCUCCAGAAGGCCGGGGAGAGGCCCAGCUCCUUGCCCCCCUCCAGCCCCCGGGCCCUGGCGCACAAUGACUGGGCUUAUGAUGCUGCCGUGUGCCCAGUGGAGCGCCAGCACCCAGGAAUGCAGAAGGACAAAGCUGACCUGAAGCCAGCUGUCCACUCUGGAACCAGCAGCCCCUGUGCUUUGAACAACAUGAAGAAAGAAGAUGGAGGCAAGGCGGAGGACAGCAGCCUCCUGUCUGACCAGCUGGUGCCGGACUACGCCGCGCGGCUGGACGAGACCAGGAGCGCGUCCGAUGGAAGGUCACAGACUCUGCCCCUGCCCUCCGACAGCUGUGCAUUUAAGAAGGUAGACAUAUCCUUAACAACGGCCGAGGACGUUCUUGUCAACGGUGACAAAGACGAUGACUUCUCGGUGAAGAAGGAGAAGAUGAGCCAGAACCUGCUGCAGUGGACGGUGGCAGACGUGGCCAGCUACUUCUCGGCGGCGGGGUUUCCGGAGCAGGCGGUGGCCUUUCGAACACAGGAGAUAGACGGGAAGUCCCUUCUCCUAAUGCAGCGCAGCGACGUGCUGACCGGCCUGUCUAUCCGACUUGGGCCCGCCCUCAAAAUCUACGAGCGCCAUGUAAAGGUGCUGCAGAGGACCCAUUUCCUGGAGUACGAAGACAUCUGAAGCGAUGACGGACAUGGCAGAGGAGGCCAUAUUGACUCAAACGUGCAUGCAGUCCCUCUCCCAUAUGGGUCCUCCCACCCACCCUCAUAUAUGCAUCAUAUGUAGAGGGUGCGUGGAGAGGGGGGUGGGGGU
Menidia menidia (Atlantic silverside) is the source of this 2060-nucleotide messenger RNA. NCBI's taxonomy places the organism in Eukaryota, Metazoa, Chordata, Actinopteri, Atheriniformes, Atherinopsidae. The record is from the annotation of a GenBank genome assembly.